AUGGCCGCCAUCUACGCUGUAUACACUUCGCCUCACCAUCCUCCCAUCCCAAACCAUCUCCCCACUCUCAUCGUCACCCCACACGUUUAUAACUCUUCAACUAACACAACACAGAACACAGAAAACUAUUUGCUCACUCCUUCCCCUCAAGGCGAUCUCUGUGUCGCAAAGCUCUUCCCGCCUCGCCCCAAGGACCCCGCCAAGGGCUCCGCCUCCGACCCCGGCCAUGGUUCCCCAGCUUCCUCCCGCGUCGUCCGCUGCGAAGCCUCACGCAACCUCAAGUGGACAAUAGCAAACACAGGCGUCAUAUCUCCCAUCUACAAGCUCUCUCUCCCCUCCCCAGACUCUCCAGACCUUCCCCUAUUCCAGAUCUCAAAACCAAAUCCAAACGCUGCCUUCUGGUCCAUGUUCUACUUUGCCUAUGCAGGCCAUAACAUCCCUCCCAAGCGCAUCGAAUUUGGCAAAAUCCAGAAGAAUCCUCCUGGCCCAAACGGCGGCGGAACAAGAAUCAGCAUCACAGGCAAAACUCCAGAGGAGAAGGCCGUCUGGCAGACCCUCGGGGAGGGCAACGAGGACUGUGUUGAAUGGGUCGUCCUUUGUGCCGCACUCAACUUGCUAGACGACGAGAUCAUGAAAGCCGCUGAGAAGAAUGCCCCUCCUGCACCCGUUCAACUCAGAGAUGGCCCGUCCCCAAGCUCUUCAAUGCCUAAUCAGCAAGGUCCGCCAAACGGUGGUCCGCCCCCUGGUCAGCGCCCAACAGGUCCGGGUGGUCCUCCUCCUCCUCAAGCCUUCCCUCCAGGCGGCCCAGCUCGCGGCCCAAAUCAGCAGCCUAUGCCGGUAGGCAACCGUCCUCCUGGUCCACCCGGACCAGGCGCUCCCGGUGGCCCCAUGCCUCCCGGAGGGCCAAUGGGUCCUCCAGGCAACCGUCCUCCUCCACCAGGCGGAUUCCAAGGCCAAGGCCCCCCACCCCCUCAAGGUUACGGUUUCCCACCCGGCCAAGGUCCCCCACGUCCAGGUCCUCCCCCCGCCGGGUUCGGAGGUCGCCCUCCUCCACCGCACGGCGCCUUCCCCCCUCAAGGCGGUCCACCUCCUCCUCAAGGCGGCCCCAUCAGGAAGUUCUAA
Coprinopsis cinerea okayama7#130 is the source of this 1122-nucleotide messenger RNA. RefSeq lists its product as hypothetical. The record is from RefSeq and is a predicted model, not a curated record. The transcript has 3 exons. Bases 1 to 1122 code for a protein of 373 amino acids. NCBI's taxonomy places the organism in Eukaryota, Fungi, Basidiomycota, Agaricomycetes, Agaricales, Psathyrellaceae.